This is a messenger RNA of Periophthalmus magnuspinnatus, 676 nucleotides long. It is a transcript of the gene myl9b, whose product is annotated as myosin, light chain 9b, regulatory. Gene Ontology annotation, biological process: myofibril assembly; platelet aggregation. The coding region runs from base 68 to 589 and encodes 173 amino acids. The transcript has 4 exons. The record is from RefSeq and is a predicted model, not a curated record. Gene Ontology annotation, cellular component: stress fiber; cytoplasm; myofibril. Lineage: Eukaryota; Metazoa; Chordata; Actinopteri; Gobiiformes; Gobiidae. Gene Ontology annotation, molecular function: calcium ion binding.
GCGCGUCUCAGCUGUCCGACCCGGAGUCCACACGUCUGCGCUCAUUUACACACGAUAAACCUUCAUCAUGUCGAGCAAACGAGCCAAGGGGAAGACCACAAAGAAGCGUCCUCAGAGGGCCACUUCAAAUGUCUUCGCCAUGUUUGAUCAGUCGCAGAUCCAGGAGUUUAAAGAAGCCUUCAACAUGAUCGAUCAGAACAGAGACGGGUUCAUCGAUAAGGAGGACCUCCAUGACAUGCUCGCCUCCCUCGGGAAGAACCCGUCAGAUGAGUACCUGGAGGGCAUGAUGGCAGAGGCCCCGGGGCCCAUAAACUUCACCAUGUUUCUGACCAUGUUUGGAGAGAGACUGAACGGGACUGACCCUGAGGACGUCAUCAGGAACGCCUUCGCCUGCUUCGAUGAGGAGGGAUCUGGUUUUAUCCACGAGGAUCACCUGCGGGAGCUGUUGACCACGAUGGGCGACCGGUUCACAGAUGAGGAAGUGGAUGAGCUUUUCCGAGAAGCUCCCAUCGACAAAAAGGGAAACUUCAACUACGCCGAGUUCACAAGGAUUCUGAAGCACGGAGCCAAAGACAAGGAUGACGAGUGAAAUGGGACCGCCAUUUUUAACAACACUCAAGUAGGGCUGCAAGAGAUAAUCAGAUCACAAAGACUACAAUAAAGUCCCUGUACCUGA